This is a messenger RNA of Linum trigynum, 2446 nucleotides long. The record is from the annotation of a GenBank genome assembly. Lineage: Eukaryota; Viridiplantae; Streptophyta; Magnoliopsida; Malpighiales; Linaceae.
AGUUCAAAGAAGGUGUCCCAAUGUUUGGUCAAGCAAAAUUCUCACCAACAUUCAUCAAGUAAUAACGGUAGAGACACUCUCGACCCAAUUAUAGGUCGUCCCUUCAUUAGUCGGUGUUGGAGAUAAAUGAAAAAUUUCUUAAGUUAUGAAGCGAGAAAGUCAUUCAAGAAGCGAUCGUCCCCUCGACGUUCAUCAUCAGGUAAUUUUCAGUUUUCACCAUUUUAACUUUCAAGUUGGGCAUUCACGUCGUUCAUGCUCCAGCUUGAGGGAGAGAAUAGGGAGUCAACAUAUGUCGAUCGCCUAGCUCAGUCAUCAAGUCGACCGCAAUGUACCAGCGUGAGUUCAUGUCGUUCAAGAGACGCAGUCAACCAUCUCCACCAUAUCAUUUGGAUAGACGCAGUCAACUGUCUCCGUCUAGCCGUUCAAGAAGACGCAGUCAACCGUCUCCAUCAUGUCGUUCAGAUAGUCAACCGUCUCCGUCAGACCGUCAUGACGGUCAAGAAGACGCAGUCAAUCAUCUUCAUUAGGUUGUUGGUAGAGAGAGUCAGUCAUCUCCUAGUCAAUAGCUCGUCCAAGAUUUCAUUCAUCUUGUGUUUUGUUGUACAAGCUUGUCAUGCUUGUUCUUCACAUUUCCUUUUUCAAGCUCGACAUUCUUGUCAUACAUGUCUUCGCUUGAGGGGGAGUGUUGUAGUUAUUUAAACCGUGUGAGUUUUGGGUCUUGUUGGGCCUUGUCCGAGUUGUAGUAGGUAUGGAUAAUUGGUCGUACUCAGCUCUUCUCGUUAUGGUUUUAACCUUAAGUCUUUCUCUAUAUAAGGCUUAGCUAUGGUCAUCGUGGAUUAGUCCUGUUCACGUCGAACAGGGAUACCACGUAAAAAUCUUAUGUCUCUUGUUCUUUUCAAUUCCACAUCAUCAGAUUAUACAAUUUAGCUUAUGGUGGAGUGAACUCUCGCAACGACACGCAGAAGGAUGCAGUCCGUUUUACGCGUAUGUUGGUCCAAGCGAAACUAGUUAGAUUAAUUUAAUCUAAUUCAUUUAAGUAAGUACUCUACUCAUGCCUUUUAUUGAAAUUGUGGUUAUUUUUUGAAUUCAUUUCUUUCAAAUUCGAGUAAGUCAUUACCAAUUUUACUUUGUAGUGGUAAGGAAUUUUGCAAAACAAAAGUCAACUUUGUCAUCCUACCAAAACUUUGUCAUCCUAAACUUCGUAGUUUCUUCUUCCUUUUCUCAUCUUUUUCUCGGGGACUCUGCCUCUAGUUCCUCUGCUUUGCGCUGCACGGCGGCCAAAAGGGAAGGAAAAAAGGGAAGAUGAUCAUCAAAAGUACAGCUGAUCUCGUGAAAGACGAGCUCCCAAUCGAGCAGGAAGCGAUAGUGAUUCCAGAGGACGGAGGAGCUGUCUCCGGUCUGGUACUUGUGGACAUCAUCAACGGAUUCUGCACCGUUGGAGCCGGGAAUUUGGCUCCAACGGAGCCGAAUACGCAGAUCACCGAAAUGAUUAAGGAAUCAGAGAGGAUGGCAAGGCUAUUCUGUGAGAAGAAGCUCCCUGUUAUGGUUUUCCUUGAUUCCCAUCACCCUGGAAAGCCUGAAAACCCAUACCCUCCUCACUGUCUUGUGGGCACCCCUGAAUCCAACUUGGUUCCUGCUUUAGAGUGGCUUGAGAAGGAACCAAACGUGACAAUCAGAAGGAAGGACUGCUUCGAUGGGUUCUUGGGAUCAAUACAGGAAGAUGGUUCCAACGUUUUUGUCGACUGGGUUGCCAAGAAUGCCAUCACAACUAUAGUGGUGGCUGGGGUGUGCACGGACAUAUGCGUGCUGGACUUCGUCUGCUCGACGCUAUCAGCCAGAAACCUGGGAUUUCUGAAACCUCUGGAGAAUGUGGUAGUGUGUUCGAAUGCCUGUGCUACUUUUGAUGUCCCUCUCCAUGCUUCAAAGACGGCCAAGGGUGCUAUGGCUCAUCCUCAGGAGCUUAUGCACCAUGUAGGGCUAUACAUGGCGAAGGAAAGAGGUGCCGUCAUAGCAAGCGAGGUGAGGUUUGCAUCCAACAAUAAUAUGGGGCGACUCAAUGUGUGAAGAACCAGCCUUACCUACUUGAUACGUGGAGUGGAGUUGGCUCUCCCUACAGAUGGGAGUUUAUGCUCUGUUUCAUACAGCUGAAGUUUGGUUUCCGGCAGUCCUAGUAGAUAUUGUCCCUACUACAAGUAUUUUGAUCGAACUUUACUUUCCAAUGGCGCACCGUUGUUAUACGACUACUACUGCUACCUAGUUGGCCACUCUACAUGGCGAAACGAUAUUUUUCCAUGAUGGAAUGUAAACUUAAGUACUUGACUUUUAUAUAUUUCAUGCAACUUACUUGGAUAUAUAUGUGUCUAGUAAAUAAACCGUUUUUAUACUACUGUUACUUAGUUCUGCCACGUGAAAAGAAAAAAAAAAUCUAUAAAUUAUUAAAAUUUCA